This is a messenger RNA of Penaeus chinensis, 548 nucleotides long. RefSeq lists its product as uncharacterized. Lineage: Eukaryota; Metazoa; Arthropoda; Malacostraca; Decapoda; Penaeidae. The record is from RefSeq and is a predicted model, not a curated record. The transcript is spliced from 5 exons. The coding region runs from base 84 to 548 and encodes 154 amino acids.
UAUAAGGGCUCACUCGGGACGCGACCUCCACAGUGGAGCCACAGCACUCCAGAAUACACCAGUUCCUUGCUCUUCGUCAAACCAUGCGGCCCAACGUUCAGCAGAAGCCAGCGGUGGGAAUCUUCCUACUUUGGACUCUCUCGUGCGUCGCCCAGAGCUCCGGACAAGAGCAUUGCAAGCCGUUCCCCCUCAACCAGACGCUCUCGUACACGGACUUGCAAGCGAUGCAGGAAAAACUCUCUGCUUGCUGCUGGACGGCCCCCAACAACUGCCAAGUGGCCGGCGGAUUCUGCAUUCCGGCCUGGCUCGGGCGCUUCUGCCCUCAGACCAACGACGUUCUCUGCGGCCGGUGCGGGUGUACAUGCUGCAUGGAGAAGAUAAUUCCGGUUAUCCGGCAAUGUAGCGGCUCCUGCUCGAGGCCCUACCAGCGAUGCAUGCCUGAGAGAGAAUGCUUCAUGAGAAAAAUGGAUGCAGAUGUAGGUGACCUCGUACCUAUUGACAGCUGUGGAUCGCCUGGCUGCGCUUGUUGUCCAAUCUUUGCUUACUAG